AUGGGUCAACAAUUAUCCCAUGUUAAUGAAAAACUCCUUUCGAUGACCAAUAAUGAUUCCACUCAGCUUACAUCCGAUGCUAUUAUCGCUGACAGUGGUAAAGACGAUAUUCUAACAUUAUUAAAUGUUCGAAAUCCACUUGAAUCUAAUGGUAGUAAUCCAAUACCGGUUUCGGAAAGGUUUCAUACAAAACAAAUCCAAACUCAUCUAUUUCAACUAACGAAUUCAGUCGAACAUAAAGCAAUCAAUCUUGAAAUAUACGACAUACUUUUCGAAAAUGUUUUUAAAAAUGAUCUUGCUAGUCAUUCUCAAAAGACGAUCAACGAAGUUGAAGCUAUACUUAACCAACAACAGAAAUUACAAACCGCUUUAAUGAAGAAAAUUCAGGAGGAAAAAAAUGCUAAUCAAUCAAUAUUCAAUAAGGACAAAGCUGAACGUCAAGCUCAACAGUUAUCUUAUUUUGCCAUACAAUCGUUGACAUCCAUACUAUUAAUUCUCAUCAAAUCAGCAGAAAAACAUGAUCCAACUAUUGUUCAACAAAUAUUGACAUUAGCCAGUCAACUGUGUGAACAAAUGCCGAUGAAAUGACUAGUAUUCGACAAGAAACCAGAACAUCCACUGAUGACUAAUAAUGAUACAAGUAAAGGAUAUGGAUUAACUACUUCGACUACAUCUUCUGUCGUUGUUAAAUAUCUUGUUCGAAUUUUGAAUAGUUGUAUCGAAAACGAGCAGGUUAUUUCGGAUAUAUUCAAUGACAUUCUUGUUGGUUUGUACUUAAUGACAGAACAAGAAGCGGGAUUAGCUUUCCUUUCCGUUGAGCCGAUAUUCAUCAAAUUAUUACCAUUAUUGGGUAAUUAUAUAGUACGGAAUAGAACAAAUGAUGAUCAUGCAAAAACUCAUUUACAUUUUCUUUCAUGGUUAUUAGGUCGAAUGAGUUCUCUUCUAAUUGCUGGUCCACCGAAGGACACAUUGGAAACAAAACAUGCCAAUAGAUUAGAUUCACUUUUGUUUAUGAAUGGAUGUGAACCAACGGUAACUGAAAAUAGUCAGUAUCUAAUGGAUCUAUUCAAAUCCGAUUUAGCCGUUUACAGUCAUUUUAAAUGGAAUCAACAACGACAACAGUCAUCAUCGGACGAUGAAUUUCUUAUGUCAGUCUAUUACAAUCAAGGUCAAGGUGCUAAACUGAUAUCGAAAAUGAAAAUUCACCUGAAAAAUAAACAGCGUUUCUUGCAAAAAUCUAUCGAACAAUUUGUUAAUGAUGCCUGUGCAGUUCUCUUUGCUGUCUACAUCAAACACUAUCGUCGAAUUCAUCUAGCUAAAUCCGAAUUAUUUCGACCAGAUCACGAUAAACCACACGAUAAACUUUCAUCGAUCUAUGAAUAUGCUAAUCGUGUACAGACGAUCUUCAUCAAAACAAAAGCACAAGGUGGUGAUUGUGAUAAUUUGUUCAAACAGAUCAAAAACAAUGCAUUAUUUCUUCUGUUAUCUGUUAAGGAGAAUAGUUUAAUUCCGAUUGUUAAUGAAAAUUUGCCACCAGCAGAACCGAAUACACCGAAUUUAUUAAGUGUAGAACAAAAUCGAAUGUCAAGAUUCAAACGUCAAGAAUCACGAUGGACAAAAGCAAAGAAUAUUAUUCGAUUACUUCGAAAUUCCAUGCAUGCUUGUAUUCGAUUGAAAAAAUUGAUGAUAUCAAAGAAGCAAAGUAUUGAACAAGAACAUGAUCCAGAAAGUGUUCUCAAUCGUCUUAUUAAUGGGUAUGUUUAUGAAGAUGCGUACGGAAAUACAAUAUCAAUUGGAAAUGAAGACAAGAAACGAGAAUCCAAUGAACUCAUUCAAUGUCUCUACCGACAAUAUGAACGAGCAAUGACAAGACUCAUCACAUAUCGAUUUAUCGAAACAUUUAUUCCGAAAGUCUUCAGUAUCGACGAUCACAGUCGAGCACUGUCUAUACUCGCUAUUUAUUUACCUCAUAUGAGACAUAUCGAUCUAGUGGAAUGGACCUACGCAGAAAAUAUACAAGCAUCCAACAGUGAAUUGAAAGAUGCUAUUGCCAAUAGUUAUUAUUCGUGUAUUCAUAUGAUUCUAUCUCAUCUAUUACAAUCAACAACAACAGCCGAAUCAACCAUCUUAAUACCAUCUAUAUUUCGUCUAUUGAAUCUAUCCUAUCGAUCAAUCGAUGUUUGUUACCUAGAUCGUUAUCAAUUGAUUCAAACAUUAUGUAAAUCCUAUAUGAAUUUCAUUGAAAAAUCAGAUCCGUUGCUUUCAUUGAAAUCAAAACUGUCCGGAUACACUUGGUUCCGAUUAUUUGUUUAUAAACUUUGUGACAAUAUUCGAGAAGAACAAGCACAUGGAAUGGCAAAUCCUCUGCUAUGCCAACAACGAGAUUUCGUCUUUCAAUCAAUCAUCUUUGGCCAAUUGAAAGAAUUAAAACGAUUGAAGCAAACAUUGUCCACUGCUGUGGCAGAGCCACUUGUUGAUUCGAACGAAGAAAAAUAUGAUUCUCUUAGUAAUACUACUAUUGGAUGGUUCAUUAAACACAUAUGA
Rotaria sordida is the source of this 2544-nucleotide messenger RNA. Lineage: Eukaryota; Metazoa; Rotifera; Eurotatoria; Philodinida; Philodinidae. The record is from the annotation of a GenBank genome assembly.